Plutella xylostella (diamondback moth) is the source of this 2568-nucleotide messenger RNA. RefSeq names its product epsin homolog lqf (gene lqf). Gene Ontology annotation, cellular component: endosome; clathrin vesicle coat; plasma membrane. Gene Ontology annotation, molecular function: clathrin binding; phospholipid binding. Lineage: Eukaryota; Metazoa; Arthropoda; Insecta; Lepidoptera; Plutellidae. The record is from RefSeq and is a predicted model, not a curated record. Gene Ontology annotation, biological process: endocytosis.
CUGUGCAGAUUGAGAUGUUACAGGUUAAGAUAGAUCGGCAGUAUGAUGAGUACGAUGAGUGAGCAUUGGCGUAGUAAAAGUUCGCGAGUCUCCGAUUACGAUCAUUCAGAGUUGUUCAAAGACAUUGUGAUUCCAAAUUGUAAAUGACGUCAAUGUGUAGUUGAGUGCAAGAACCUUAGUGCUUAGAGCUGGCUCUGAUAGUGAUAAUGUUUAUCAGUGAUAGUGCGGUAUCAGCUAGCUGGGUUUAUUAAUGUGUAUUGCUAUUUACUGACUGCUGACUUGCUUGUGUAUCAACUGUGUCAUAGUGCUUCUGAUUUAGAACCAGUCAAUAUUAAUUUGUUUGUUUAUCAACUAUCAUAAUAUUUGGCAGCUUCUCAACUAGCAGCCGGAAACACAAUCUCAUCAUACAAUGCCCCGUAACCGGGACGAUAUGCAAGUCAACGUGGCGGGCAUAAGAAGGAAUAUUAAGAACCUCGCGCACAACUACUCCGAUGCCCAGGUAAAAGUGCGCGAGGCAACCUCAAACGACCCAUGGGGCCCGUCCAGCACGCUGAUGGCGGAGAUCGCCGACCUCACGUACAACGUGAUGGCCUUCACGGAGAUCAUGCAGAUGAUCUGGAAGCGCCUCAACGACCACGGCAAGAACUGGCGGCAUGUGUACAAGGCGCUCGUGCUCAUGGAGUAUCUGAUUAAGACUGGCAGUGAGAAGGUCGCAAUGCAAUGCAAGGAGAACAUCUACGCGAUACACACACUGAAGGACUUCCAGUACAUGGAAGAGGGGAAAGACCAGGGUCUAAACGUGCGCGAGAAGGCCAAGCAGCUAGUAAAUCUGCUGAAAGACGACGAGCGACUCAAGAACGAGCGAGCACGGGCGUUGAAGGCCAAGCAGCGGUUCGCACAGAGCGCCAGCGCCUUCGGUAGUGAUGGCGCACUGGACACGGCCAGCAGCCCCACCUUCCCCGCGCUGAGCAGCGGCUCGGGCAGCGGCGGUGAGUGGGCGGGCGCGCGCGAGACGGAGCUGGCGCGGCCGCUGACGGCGGGCGAGGAGGAGCUGCAGCUGCAGCUGGCGCUGGCCAUGAGCCGCGAGGAGGCGGAGCGCGACGAGCGCCGGCGCCGCUCCGACGACGUGCGCCUGCAGCUCGCCAUCAGCCAGUCGCAGCACGACCUGCAAGAACCAGAAAAGCCGAAGAAGUCUGAGCCGCAGUCGCACCUCCUAGACUUGCUGGAUGUGAACCUGGGCCCGCCCGCACCCGCCGCCGCCUCCGCGCUCGACCCCUGGGGCCUGCCCAGCAGCCGCCCGCCGCCCAUACAGGAGACAGCGGCGGACACGUGGUCGGGCGUGGGCAGCCCCGCGCACGACCCCUGGGCGCCCGCCGCGCCGCCGCCCGACCCCUGGGCGCCGCUCGCACAUAUGAACAGCAAGUCCCCGCUGAGCGCGAUGUCGUCCCCAUCCUCGGAGCUGGAGCAGUUCGACGCGCUGUCGCAGCGGCCGCGCAGCAACGGCACCACCGCGCCCGAGCCCGACCCCUUCGACCUCACCCCCCUCGCACUAGGAGACGCCCUAAACAACAAGCCAUCAUCAUCGACGCCGGCGCCCGCCACCGGCGCGGUCAAGAAGUCCCCAUCGCACUUCCUCGGAGAGAACUCGUCACUGGUCAAUCUGGACAACCUGAUGAAGCCGGCGGCGGCCGACGCCUUCGCGCCCAACCCCUUCGCCGUGGAGCCGCCGCAGCAGAUGUUCGCCGCGCCGCCGCAGCCAGCAGCGCGGCUCACAAUGAACGAGAUCAAGCAGCAGCAGCUGGGCGUGUUCCCCGGCGACGCCGCGUGGGCCGCGCCCCGCGAGCCCGCCUGGAGCCCCGCGCCGCCGCGCCACACGCCCAACCCCUUCCUGUCCUAGCGCGAUACCGGCUAAUCAGGCCAGCCCUGCGCCCCUUCACCCGAGCAUCACGGCCCGCACGCCACAGCCACCGCAAUAUCGACCCUCCUGCACCGGCACACGGACCACAAUCCAACACCGCACCGGGGAACAAAGUGUGUCCAUACAAAGGUUACGUUGUAGAGAACCUUAUUGUGAAAUUACUCGCUAGAUGGCGCUAUACAUGUAUGUGGCCGAACAGUUUUCUAAAUGGAGAAAAGAUAAGAGUAAUACUAAAAUACCUAUGGUAAUUAGCAGUCUAUUACAUGUAAUUUAGGUUGUAAAAGAAUAACGCUUUAUAUUUGUCAGUAAGAUUGGUGUAAGGUUCUCUAUCGUAUCGUGUGUCGGUGGAGUGUAUGGCUGUGUCCGUAGCUCCGUCACAGUUCGUCACAUGUUGCUUCUUGCACGCCGCCCGUCCAUGUGGGCAUGUGAUCUAUAGCUAAGUGUCGGACGCCGAAUCUAUUCAGAUUUCUCACUAAUCCAGAACAAUUAAUGUAAGUGAUUCCUGAUUUAUUUCAUUACUAACUUCUCUUUCACGGACACUGGUAACGUAAUAUUAAAAUUAAAAAUACAAUUUUGUAUCUUAACGUGAGGGAAAUGCUUAAAUUUAUUAUUUAUAAUGAAAAGUAACAAUAAAUGGACUCUAAAAUUUA